Helianthus annuus (common sunflower) is the source of this 1182-nucleotide messenger RNA. Its product is annotated as zinc finger MYM-type protein 1-like. The record is from RefSeq and is a predicted model, not a curated record. The coding region runs from base 1 to 1182 and encodes 393 amino acids. The transcript has a single exon. Lineage: Eukaryota; Viridiplantae; Streptophyta; Magnoliopsida; Asterales; Asteraceae.
AUGAAAGAACAAGUUAGACGAAUAAAGAACAAAGAAAUCUACAAUCAUUAUCUUGGUCAUAAUAUGCAAAACGAACUAAUUAGUUUAUUAGCAUGUGAAGUUAAAAAUAAAAUUGUUAACAAAGUUAAGGAAGCUAAAUACUUUUCAGUUAUACUUGAUUGCACACCCGAUACUAGUCAUAAAGAACAAAUGUCAAUUAUUUUACAAUGCUUAGAUAUCUCAUCAACACCGAUUGAAGUUAAAGAAUAUUUUUUUGAAUUUAUAAUAGUAGAUGAUACAACUGGUAAAGGUCUAUUUGAUGCUAUGGUUGAAGAAAUUAGUAAUAUAGGACUUGACAUAAAUAAUAUUAGAGGACAAGGCUAUGACAAUGGUUCAAAUAUGAAAGGAAAGCAUCAAGGUGUUCAAAAAAGAUUGUUAGAUAUUAAUCCUAGAGCCUUUUAUACACCAUGUGGUUGUCAUAGUUUAAAUUUAGUUCUUUGUGAUAUGGCUAAUUCGUGUACAAAAGCUCGUGAGUUUUUUGGAAUUAUACAACGUACUUAUACAAUUUUUGCUUCAUCAACCAAAAGGUGGAAAAUACUACAAGAUUGUUUACCAAAAUUAACUUUAAAACCUUUAUCACAAACACGUUGGGAAAGUAGGGUAGAAAGUGUUAAGGCAAUUAGAUAUCAAGCGCCACAAAUAAAAAAGGCACUUAUGAAAUUAUAUAGUGAUGAUGAUGCAAAAGUUCUAAGUGAGGCUAAAUCGUUGGCAGAUUUUGAAUUCAAUAAGUUUGAAUUUUUAUUAGGAAUGGUUAUUUGGUAUGAAAUUUUGUGUGCUAUUAAUCGUGUUAGCAAGAGCUUACAGGAAAAAGAUAUGUGUAUUGAUAGUGCUAUAAAAAAAUUAGAUGGCCUUUUGUGUUAUUUUGAAAAUUAUAGAGAAAAUGGAGUCGAAAAUGCUAUUAUUGAUGCAAAAGAAAUCGCUUUAGAGAUGGAUGUAGAACCUAUGUUUCGUGAAAAACGUGUCAUCCAUAGAAAUAGACGAUUUGAUGAAAAUGUUGCUAAUGAAACUAGUAAAACUCCUAUUGAAUUAUUUAAAACCGAUUACUUUUUAUAUAUAGUAGAUCAAGCUAUUUCUUCAAUUAAGACUAGAUUUGAUCAAUUUAAAAUGUUUGAAAGUAUUUUUGGUUUUCUAUUUAGUAUAUAA